Penicillium chermesinum is the source of this 285-nucleotide messenger RNA. RefSeq lists its product as uncharacterized. The record is from RefSeq and is a predicted model, not a curated record. Bases 1 to 285 code for a protein of 94 amino acids. NCBI's taxonomy places the organism in Eukaryota, Fungi, Ascomycota, Eurotiomycetes, Eurotiales, Aspergillaceae. The transcript has a single exon.
AUGCCUGCUCCGAAAGGUACCCAGUUCCAAGCUCCUGAUGGCGCCGACCAACAGCGCCACCUCUUCAACUCCACGCAGGACCACAAGACUGCAGAUCGACAGCAAGCUGCAGCCAACCGCACCGCAAAGAAGGCAAAGCGCUCGGACGAAAGCCCGAUUCAAUCACUCGCUAAGGAAAUGGAUUCAACUGGCAAUCCGGUGCCGGAUGUUGCUUCCACCGGUCCAACAGGAGACGGCGCCGACGACAUCGAUCCAUUCGAUGCCAUGCACGCCGAUUUUGAUUAA